Molecule: messenger RNA, 1653 nt
Organism: Penicillium brevicompactum
Lineage: Eukaryota; Fungi; Ascomycota; Eurotiomycetes; Eurotiales; Aspergillaceae
Product: carboxylesterase/lipase family protein
Exons: 1
Coding region: 1-1653 (550 amino acids)
Source: RefSeq, a predicted model, not a curated record
AUGGCUCCUCUUUUGAACACCCUUGCCGCUCUGGCCCUGGGUGCUGGUGUUGCCCAAGCCCAACUCUGGGACAAGGUUAUUCAAACCUCCUAUGGUCCCGUUGAAGGCUACCAAUACUUCAACCAGUCGACCUUGGACAAGUACUUUGACGGCGCCGAAUCGAACGUCGCCGCUUUCCUGGGCAUCCCUUUCGCUGCUGAUACCGGAUAUCAGAACCGAUGGAAGGCACCUCAGCCCCGUGAAAAGUGGAACGGGACUCUGAAAGCUACCAAGUUUGGUCCUGCCUGUCCCACCUCCUCUCAGUCCUAUAUCAGCGAGGAUUGUCUGAGCCUCAACAUCUGGACCAACGCUAAGACGGCCAGCGACAAACUCCCCAUCAUUGUUUGGAACCAGGGCUCUGACGAGACCAGUGAUAAUCCUUGGUACUAUGGUGGUGGUAUGGCAUUGAAGGAUGUCAUCCUGGUCAGCUUCAACCGUCGUGAUGAUGCGUUUGGCUAUCUCGCUACCCCGGAGCUCAAUGAAGAAGGUUACCAGGCCACUGGCCAUCAAACCUCUGGAAACUACGGUAUCCUGGACCAGCUGGAAGUCCUUAAGUGGGUUCAGAAGAACAUCGCUCGAUUUGGUGGUGAUCCUGAUCGUGUCACUGUUGCCGGUCAAUCCUUCGGUUCCUCUCAAGUCUACCAUGCGGUCAACAGCCCUCUGUUCACUGGGUACUUCCACGGCGGCAUCUCCCAGUCCGGUAUCAGAUACCCCUACGACACCAUGCUCGCGGGCCUUGCCACUUCGUAUGUCAACAUGUCCACCGCCAUCUCGAACAGUGCCGCCUACGUCAAGUCUCACAACGUUUCCACAAUCGCGGAAAUGCGUACCCUCUCCAUGGAAAGCUUGAUCGAAGGCGCCUCGGACCGAGUCACCAACAGCUCUAUCUGGUGGGUCACCGCGCUCUCUGCCGGCUAUCCUCUGAUCUUCAAGCCCGUUCUUGACGACUACGUGCUGCCCUCUACAUACAUCGAGACGUUGAUCAACGGCCCUGCCAACGAUGUCCCCGUCAUCACCGGUAACACGAAAGAUGAAUCCGGCGCCUCCCCCAGUACCGACUACACCGUCGCCGAAUACGAGUACUACUGCGGACUCAAGUAUGGUAACUUAUCCACCGAGUACUUCAAGCUCUACCCAGACCACAAGAACAGCACGAUCGCCUCUCGCGCCUGGAAUGCCGCCGCGCGCGAUCUCUCGCUCAUUAGAUCUUGGGCCUAUGCGACAGACUGGUACAAGUCUGCCACUUCAGACUUCUACACUUAUUACUGGACUCACGCGCCCCCGGGCCAGGACCAAGGUGCUUUCCACCAGUCUGAGAUCAUGUAUGCGCUCAAUGCUCUGUACGCUAAUGGCGAGACCUAUCCCUUUACCGAGGUCGAUUAUGAGAUCCAGGAGCACAUGUCUGCGUACUGGGCCAAUUUCGCCAAGACCCUCAACCCUAACAAUGGUGGCUCUUACAAUGGAAGCAAGACUUUGCCGCGCUGGAGUCCGAACAGUGCCAACGGUACUCAGGUCGUUAUGGAGCUGGGCAAUCAGUUCAAGAAUGUGCCUAUUGCUAAGCCCCGACAGGUGAAGUUUAUGAUGGAUUACUUCCAUCAGCAGGUGCCUUACUAG